GAACCUAACAAAGGUAAAAGAAUUAAUUGACACAUUUCCACGUACAAAUUCAGAAGAACAUGAUAUACUGGGUAUAGCAGAAAAUAUAAGGGCUCAGUAUAAAAAAGCUUGUGCCCAUUUGAAAAUACCAUCAACUAAUCCAUAUGAUGCAGGAGUUUCAUUUUGAAGAUACUGGUGAUCAUCCUCCUUCAUCAAUGGAAUCCACUAUAUAUAAACUACGUCUUCAUCUAGACUCCAUCACUACAUUCCUAAAUCCCCUAUUGCCACUAGCCAACUGCCACAUGGUAGAAUUCUUCACACAAAAUCAUUGGGAUCUACUUAUCCCUACUGGUUUGAGGGAUUCGAUGUCAAGCUGGGAUUUUAAAACAACUGUUGAGAAGUUCUGGAACAUUGCAGAAGAUAUGAACAACAAGGAUAAUACAAAACUUGGUAACUGGAUCAACAAGGCGCGCUCACACUGCAUCACUGUAAACAAUGAUUACUGCAUCACAGCUGAACAACUACAAGAUCGUAUCAAAAACUUGGGAGGUGAAGUUAAGCCUGAAAUAAAAGUCAAACAGUUUAUGAGUGGAAAGAAAAGUUAUGAGGUACAAACAAUGUCUCGUCUAGUGGCGUCAUUGUACGGCGCUAGUUCAGCCACGUGCUGCGUGGAGGCGGGCGGUGGCCGCGGACACCUGCCCGUCGCACUUACCCUCGGCUACGGAGUACCGAGCCUCACUAUUGACUGCGACGUGAGAACCCUGCGCGCGGCUACUCAAAGAAUCAAAAUUAUACAGAAACAAUGGCACGCAAUAGCUAAAAGAGUAAAGGAUGGCCACGAGGAACGGAUCUCAGAGAGUAUAGACAAGAACUUACAUCGGUUCGCCAGCGCCUUCGUCACUAGAGACACUGACCUUAAAACUUUGGUCAAUGAGAAGUUUCCAGAAUUUACCAGUAGUGAAACUAAGUUACUUUUGACAGGUCUUCACACGUGCGGCAACCUGGGCCCUGACUCUCUACGUAUCUUCACGUCUCAAGGAUCCAUAAGCGCUGUCUUCAAUGUUCCUUGUUGUUACCACCUCCUUACUGAACACGUGGACGCAGGACUGUUUGAUGUUUUCCAGAGGGAUUACGCUCCAGAACAUGAUACAGGACAGGGGUUUCCUAUGUCGGAACAUUUGAGAAAUUAUAAUCUCGGGCGCAACGCAAGAAUGCUGGCCGCACAAUCCAUAGACAGAGUCGUAUAUCAAAGACAGUUGCCGUCCAAGAGUUUGCUCUAUAGAGCUUUGCUAGAGGUACUAAUUAAAAAGCAUCUACCCGACGUCUUUAUAGCGGAUGGCAAGUUAAAACGCAUUACGCCGAACAAGUAUAACGAUUUCAGAGAGUACUUCAAAAUGGCCGAUUCUAUACUAAAAUUAAAGCUGUAUGAUAUUCUACCUGAGUGUCAUUUAAGUGAUAUAGAAAAAAAUUUGGACUCUCAAUGGGAGAAAAUAGUGUUGUUCUAUCUGUUAAGGUUGUGUUUGGCUCAGGUGAUAGAAAGUGUGAUAUUAUUAGACAGACUUUUGUAUUUAUACGAGAAUGGUUUUAAAAAUGUUUUUUUGGUCAAAUUAUUUGAUCCUAUUCUGUCACCGAGAUGUCAUAGUAUUGUAGCUAUGAGAUAGUUUUAUAUGUAUUUGUACCUAAACAUUACAACAUUGUUAAUUAAUGUUA
Messenger RNA from Galleria mellonella (greater wax moth), 1689 nucleotides. RefSeq names its product probable methyltransferase-like protein 25. The record is from RefSeq and is a predicted model, not a curated record. NCBI's taxonomy places the organism in Eukaryota, Metazoa, Arthropoda, Insecta, Lepidoptera, Pyralidae.